Messenger RNA from Ochlerotatus camptorhynchus, 618 nucleotides. RefSeq lists its product as uncharacterized. The transcript is spliced from 3 exons. The record is from RefSeq and is a predicted model, not a curated record. Bases 56 to 616 code for a protein of 186 amino acids. Lineage: Eukaryota; Metazoa; Arthropoda; Insecta; Diptera; Culicidae.
GCACGCUCAACUGCUCCGGGUAGCAUCGUGUGCCAUCGCACUGUCACUUUUGGCCAUGAUCCAAGCCCAACGAGACUGCCUGGCUCCACCGCCACCAGCCAGCCCUAAAAUCUGCUGUCCUUGGAUGGACGGUGGCACCACCUACAACGAUACGAUCUACAUCGAAUGUUGGGGACGGUUCGCCCAGUUUCCCAUGGUACCAAUCCCCGGCGGAGGCCUAGCCGGUGGUUCGGCCGGGUGUGUCUCCGAGUGUCUAUUCAACUAUUUGGAUGUGUUCGACCACAAUUCCAGCGAUGAUGGCAAAUUGAUUAAUUUCUACGCAUUGAACGAGCACGUCAAGGAGAUCUCCGACCCGGACCGCUAUCCGUUGAUGUAUCUGGCGAUGCGGUACUGCAUCGGAGAGGCCAACCGGAGGGCGACAGUAUUCAGUGAAAUCCAACAGCGGGACCCACCGGUCGUACCCGGGUUGGACAACUGUAAUCCCAUUUCGGGCUUCACCAUGUCUUGUAUGAACGCGUACACCAUCCGGUUCUGCCCGGAUUGGACCCCCAACGAGGAAGAAGGGUGCGACGAUCUGUUGGAUUUCUACACCCAGUGCCCACUGAAUCCGUACUAGAC